Molecule: messenger RNA, 3383 nt
Organism: Mycena citricolor
Lineage: Eukaryota; Fungi; Basidiomycota; Agaricomycetes; Agaricales; Mycenaceae
Source: the annotation of a GenBank genome assembly
CACGAUCAGAAGUCCUUUCAUGGGAACAAAUCACACGCAAGUGCUCCAGAAUUCCACGACGAAUUUGCGAAGCCACAAACGACGGCAUUGGUUUUUACUUCACCAUGACGCUCUCCCUCACUCACUCGACCCCAUAUUUUAGCGACGCCACUCUCGUCAUUCAAUCAGAGCAAACACUGUUUCGGGUCUACCCAGCCAUUCUCGCAGCCCAGUCUUCUGUGUUUCGUGACAUGCUAACGUUCCCGCAUCCUGGUCACCAGGACGGUUCCGCACGGGCAUUGGGCGAAUACUACGAGCCUGGAUGUCCACUGGUGGUUGUACACGACAAGAAGGAGGAUAUGGAGGUCUUCCUAGAUGCGAUAUAUGACUCCAGCUUUCUCGCACACCCGGAAGCACUGCCCUCGGCAACAAUUACCGCGCUUCUUCGUCUAGGACGGAAAUACGAUGUCCCGCAUCUCGAGCGAAGAGGCAUCUGCGAGCUCUCAAAGAUUUACCCGACCACGUUGGACGCAUGGGAUGGCACCCUCGCUAGAUCGCCCCGGAUUGACUCGACCAAAAUUAGACGCAGCAGGGCAAGACAAAACCUCCCCAUUCCAGAUGUCCUUGCGUUGAUCCGCGAAUUCGACCUAGUUUGGAUGCUGCCUGCCUUGCUGUACCAGCUCUGCUCCCAGAGUAAGACAGACUACACGAUCUCCGCGGAGAAGAUCGCCGAAUGGGAUCCGGACAUCGCCACCACAGCCGAUCUGCUACGGGCUCGGCAGAUCGCUUUCAGUCAAACAAGUCUUCUCGAGUUCCUCAUCUGCCCGUUUGGUGCAAGGAAACAUCACUGUUUAUCACCCAAGUCGUGCCUAUCAGAGAGGCGAUCUCUUUUGGAUUUCGUGCUGAAUUGUUGGACGGACUGCCACAUGUGCCCGCUGGAGAUGUGGACCGAAGAAGAUUGGGCGGUGGUCGAGGAAGAUACAUUUUCGGAUGAUGAUUCAGACUCCGAGUCUUCCAGUCGGUCGUUGUGCCCGAUGUGUCUAAGAGAGAUGCGACGUGUUCAUGGACAGGCAGGCACGUCGCACUUCAUGGGAAAAGCUUCGGAGACUGGAAGCGACGAGGGUGAGCACGAAAAGGAACGAACGAGCAGCCUUUACGUUACGUACGCGAUGUCGUCGUGCGACUGGGCACUUUGUCUAUGGGGAUGGUGCUGGGACGACUGGGACGAAGCCGAGCCAGAAACCGCUUCGUCGCCUCCCCCGUCCGCCCCUACCCCACGUUCUCCGCGAUCUCCAUCCUCCGCCUCAUUCCCACCUGUUUCGCCUUCGUACACUAGCACGACAAAGGACAAGAUGAAUGCUGACGCCAGUUCUCAGAUGGCCCGCGAUCUUGACGCCAGCACAUACGUCGCGACAGCUUCGUCUUCCUACAAUGCGCCCACGCUCACGCCAGGCUCAGGGAGGACGCCAUCACCAUUGCCACCACCACAGGGCUCGGACUGGUCCCCGUGGGCCGGUGCCACGGGGAUGGGCUUGCAGCAGAGGCCAUCGACAGCAGCUUCGAUGUCAGGGCCGGGAAUGGACUUCAGGUUGCCUACACCACCCAGAGACGGUACUCUCACCGUGGCGCUUCCCUCGUUAUCUGCGCUUAAUGCCGCGCUCACGACCGUCACCCAGCCAUCCCAUGACCCGCAGCUGCAACUCGCCUGGGCGCGGGACGUCAUGUUCCUCGUCGAUCGCACACCGACACUCGCCUCAUCCCCACUAGCCCUCGCCGCGGUCCCGCUCAUCCUCUCUCUCGCCCAACCACCCAGCAGCAUCCCUGAAGCAGUCUAUUUGCGCGCUACGUUUGCUGCGUCUGGCGCUUACCCCAAUCAUGUCCCAGCCAGUCCCCGUGCCGCAUUUCGAGAUUUUGAAGCCGCCGCUCGCGCCGGGUAUGCCGCGGCGUGGUUCCGUCUCGCGCGGGACUACGAGGCGUUUUCGGACAAUGCGCAUGCCAUCGAUUGUCUGAAUCGGGGGGCGAAGGCGCGUGAUCCGGCAUCCCUGCACCGACUGGGCACCGCGCAUCUCCUCGCGCAACUGGGACUGCCAGCGGAUCUCGGCGCGGCUUUGCCGAAUCUUCACCAAGCAGCGUGUCGCGCAACGCUGCAGUGCCCCCAGCCGGCUUAUGUGUUUGCGCUUAUUUUGCUCAGCGAGUUUAACGGCGGUGGAAAUGUGCCGACGGGUGCGGUGCAGCCGUUCCUGCCACCAGGAGAGUCCCGAGAGGGUUACGCGCGGAAGAUGCUUGAACGGGCGGCGGCCCUCCAUUUCGCCCCCGCCCAGUACAAGUUAGGGCACGCCUUCGAGUUUGCAGUCCCCGCGAGCGCAUUUCCAUUUGAUCCGUUACUGAGUGUGCAGUGGUACAGUCUAGCGAGUCAGGCAGGCGAGGCUGAAGCUGAUAUGGCGCUGAGCAAAUGGUUCUUGUGUGGUGCAGAGGGUGCAUUCGACAAGGACGAAUCGCUGGCCCGUACGUUUGCCGAAAAAGCCGCUUCGAAAGGACUAGCGUCGGCUGAAUUUGCAAUGGGGUACUAUGCCGAAGUCGGGAUUGGCGGACCGAAGGAUGUGCCAUCCGCUAGGUCUUGGUACACCAAAGCGGCGGGUCACGGGAAUGCGGAUGCGCGAGAACGGUUGACGGCAUUGCAGCAACCGGCGCCCCAAACGCUCGGGCGACAGGAACACGACACUUUGACGGAGAACAAGCUCAUGAGGAAGAGGACGCAGGCGAGGAUACGCAGUGACGAGCAGAGUCAGCAGACUGGCCUAGUAAACCCUCAUCCUGACCCGUAUGAAGCACGUGGUCCACAGCAACAGGCUCAGCAACAGCAGCAACAGCAGCAACGACCGCCUCCAGGCGCAUACAACAACCCGAAUCAGCGCCGCACCCAGGUGAUGGAACUCGCGCGGAAAAGCUCGAUCGCAGAAUCAUCGCAUUACCGGGGUGCCAGCACAAGUUUGGACUACCGAGCACCCAGCCAGCCGCAACAACAGCCUCAAAGGCAACGGAUGGGUUCCAACUCAAAUCCACCGCGAGAAGGAUCAGUUCCCCCGAACCGCAUGCCGCCGAGGGAACCGAGCGUCCCGCCCGGCGCAACGCGGUACUCGUUGGCUGAUCCCGGCGCUGGCCGGCCGGGGAGCGGGCAGAGCAGUCGACCGGGGAGUGCGGCGGGUGCGUCGGUGCGGCCGAUGGGCACACCUCCGAUGAGGCGGCCAGGAGCGAAUGCUACCACGGGAACGCCCGGGCCGAAACCCUCCACGAGCGACGACGAGGGGAUUGUGACCAAGACGGGUGGAGGAGGACCUGCGACGUUUGCGGAGAUGGGAUUCACGGGUGCGAAGGCUGAGGACAAGGAGUGCGUCGUUAUGUAA